AUCUAGAACAAAAUUCAGAAGAACAUGCUGAAAUACUGUCAAUAUAUUGUCAUGGGUCAUCAGUAUUUAGAACAUAAGAAAAGAGAAAACGACUUCUAUAGACUGGUGAACUAAAGUCUAAACAACUUGUCGCCAAUAAUGUCACAGCCAUCAAUAUUUCUCUCACACGGAGGAGGACCAUCUUAUUAUAUUUCAGUGGAAGACACGACUUCGAGAUUUUCUGCUUUGAAAGGUCUGGACAAAGAUUCGAAAGCAGCACAAUUCUUAAGAAAUUUGACAAAAAGCCAGCAAAUCCAACGCCCGGAUUGUUUAUUAGUACUAAGUGCUCACUGGGAAGAGAGUGUUUGUACCGUCAACUCUGGCAGUCAUCAUACUCUCCUAUAUGACUAUGGGGGAUUCCCUCCAGAAACCUACAAGAUAAAGUGGCCGGUACGUGGAGCUCCAGACAUUGCACGGAGAGUAAAAAAAUACCUGGAAGAUGCUGGAAUUUCGUGUUCCGAGGAAUCUAAAAGGGGACUCGAUCAUGGAGUUUUUGUUCCACUGAAAUUGGUGUAUCCUGAAGCAGACAUUCCAGUUGUGCAGGUUUCUUUGUUAAAAAGUAUGAGAAUGGAAGACCAUUUAAAGAUAGCAGAGGCACUUUCACCUUUAAGACAAAACAAUGUUCUAAUCAUAGGAAGUGGUUUUGCUACACACUCCAUUGGACAAAGUAGCAUACCAGCACAGUGGGCAAAGGAUUUCAAAGUGUGGCUAAAUGAUGUUUUAACCAACAAAAGUUAUUCCCCUGCAGAAAGGAAGGCAAGGUUGCUGGACUUCAAGUCUCUCCCAGACUUUACAAAGGCACAUCCUACCAUGGACCACUUCCUUCCUCUCGCCAUGACUUGUGCAGCAGCUGAGUAUGGUCCAGGGAAACUUAUCUACUCAGAAUUUGUCAGAUCCUUACUCAAUGAACAUUACAUGUUCUGAGAAUCACCAUGAAUACUUACUGCCAUAUCAAAUCAUAAACAUCAUAUUAGUCCAUUGUCUCUAAGUAAGUUUUGCCUAGCAAGGAGUUUUUUUAGUUGAUUGAAAUGUAUUCCCCUAUUCAGUCAUCUAAAGCUUUCCAAAUUUGGAAAUUUUUAACAAUAUUUUCUUUUCUAUGUACAUGUAGAAACAUGUAGAAUACAGAAGCAUCUCUGAACGUGCAUUUUAUCAUAUUGUUUGAUCAGCAUUAGAAUACAGAACUGCUUAUUUUGAAAUAAUUUCUGUUAUAUAUGGAACAUCUUAUUUUCCUCCGAUGCAAGUUGUUCUUAUACAAAACACAAAAAAUUACAUGAAUAUGUACUAACACUUUUGCAUCAUUUUUAGUCAAUGUACAUCUGUUAAAGCAUCUUUAUUUUUUAAUUACAAAUGUUGUUUUUUUUUUUUUGCUUGAGCUGAUUAUGACAUUAAAAUCCUAGAAUAUCAAGGAAUUUGGUCAUUCUCU
Messenger RNA from Magallana angulata, 1462 nucleotides. RefSeq lists its product as uncharacterized. The record is from RefSeq and is a predicted model, not a curated record. The transcript is spliced from 2 exons. NCBI's taxonomy places the organism in Eukaryota, Metazoa, Mollusca, Bivalvia, Ostreida, Ostreidae. The coding region runs from base 139 to 963 and encodes 274 amino acids. Gene Ontology annotation, molecular function: ferrous iron binding; oxidoreductase activity, acting on single donors with incorporation of molecular oxygen; zinc ion binding.